AUGAGUACUCCGGCAAGCAAGUCUCGCUCCGAACGAACGAGCUGCGAAAAUACUUCGCCUCAGCUUGUCUUCAUUGUACAGACAGGAAGUAAGAAGAGUAAAGAUGUUCAAACACAAAUUCGGAAGCAUGUCAUGAAAGAUAUUGGGAAGUCGAGGCGUAAAGAGAAGCGUGGGCGCAAAAUAAACUUGGAUAUCCCUUUUGGCGCCCCUUCUUAUCCAAAGAACAAUCCUGCUCCCCCCCGGACGUGGUCUGUAGACCAUCAGAGGAAGGAUGGCAUCGAUUCUCCGAUAAACAUGCCGGACAUUUCAAUAGAUGCCCCGGGCCCUUCAUAUAAAUCAAUACCCGAUGUAGAAAAUACAUCCACCCCACUACCGCACCUGCAGGGUGACCUGCAUGAUAUCUUGUCACCUGCCAUUGGGUGGCACGAAACCAAAGCAUUUACUCCUGGUAUUGAGAGGCUGUGGCAUGGAAGCAUGGACCCGUUUGUUCGAUACCCGGUAGAGCUGAAUGAUAGAACCCGUGAACUUGUGGAUCUUGCAUUUGACGACCGUUAUAUCAGCGUUGGGCCCUUCAGGGACGCAUGUCUUCCUGUCGGCACGAUGGACCCUGCUGCAUUUCGUCAAGUGCUGUCCAAUGCUCUUCUCAAUAUCAGCUGCCGUCGAACGGAUAGCCCCUCCCAAGAGACGAACAAUUUCAUCAGACACCAUGCGCUGGCUGUGAAGUCCGCCAACGAGCGGAUUAGUGAUGACAAUUUUGCCAUUUCGGAUGGAUUUCUUGGAGCUGCCAUCGGUUUUGCCUGCUAUUAUUUUUAUACGGGCAAUCAAGCUGCAUGGCGGAUGCAUCUCCAGGGCGUUGAAGACAUUAUUCGAAUGCGAGGUGGUAUACACACCCUUGACAAAAACAAAGCCGUGAGAACACUUCUGGGAUGGUCCGACAUAGGAGGAUGCUCCAUCGAAGACGCCCUCCCUAUCUUUCCUCUUCCUCUCUCGAUCCUCCCUAACCAAAACAAUCUCCGCCCCUGUCCCCAAAUCUCAUCACAAGCCUUCCACGUCUUCCGCGCAUGGAUAACUCACUUCCCGCGCCACCUCGAGACCCUAGAUCUCCUUCGUUUCGUCUCUCGAUUCUCCUCUCACCUAAAAGUCGAAGUCAUCAACACGAACAGAAAGAUCUUCAGCGAUGGGGAUUUUGGCACCGGCUACUUAUUCCCUUUGCUACAUAGAUGUCUCAGUCUGCCUCGGUACAACGCAGACGUUGACGAAACCGACGGAGCGAUAUUACAAGCUUGCAGACUUGCCUGUACCUUGUUCCUAGCGGAUAUCAAACGGAUUUUUGGUGUCAACGCCGUUAGCUGUAGUCUACAAACUCAGAAAUUGCGGGGGUAUCUUGAGAGUAGUAAGGGGCAUUGGGGAGAACUUCAGUUGCUGAGGUUGUGGUGUUUGGCGAUGGGUGGGAUUGAGAGUAUUGGGCCCCUACGGGAUUGGUAUGCGAAUGAAUUGCGGGAUGAAGGGGUGACUAUGGGGCUGUAUUCUUGGAAGCAGGUGGAGGGUGAGGUGAAAUCGCUGCUGUGGUUUGAUGAAUGUCAUACGCCUCUGUUUGUAGAGUUGGGGUUGGGUGUCAAAUGAACGUCUGGGCUGAAUGCGCUAGGAGGGAGGUCAUAUACCUCAUUUCAUAGCCCGCUUCGCUGCUGAUGGGAUGGACAUCCAAAUUUUUGCAGGUUAAAGUUCAGGGGGCCUAAGGGGCUUGGGGAACAAUUUGUGCUCACUACAAAACUAUGUAUAUUCUAUCAGGACAAAAAUCUUGAUUGCGACGGUCCCCA
Messenger RNA from Hyaloscypha bicolor E, 1817 nucleotides. RefSeq lists its product as uncharacterized. The coding region runs from base 1 to 1623 and encodes 540 amino acids. The record is from RefSeq and is a predicted model, not a curated record. Lineage: Eukaryota; Fungi; Ascomycota; Leotiomycetes; Helotiales; Hyaloscyphaceae. The transcript is spliced from 5 exons.